CUGUAGUCAGUUGACUGUCUCCUUUGCACUGGAUCACUGUCCUCUGACAACCUCCCUACCUCCCUGUUUCCCUUGGCAAAAACGAAGCUAAGUUAUAGUGUGCAUGUUUGUUGCUGGACAACCCUUCAGUGUGUGAAGAACAUCCAGUGUGUGGACUACAGUCUUGGCUUGGACAUUGUGUGUGUAUGUUUGCAUGUGUGUGACCCAGUCUCAAGCCUCUCCUUGCAGCUGCCAACCUCAGAUGCUCAGUUGUAAAAAUUAUAGGUAUGAAGACCUGUUUACUGAUCCUUUGCUUGUUGGCCUCAGCAAUCACUGUGUCUGUCAAAAGCAAACCUCAUGGCAAACAAGUUUUAUCCAAGUCUUCACACAUAGUUAAAGAGAAGGAAAUUAUUUCAGAUGAGGCCAAUGAAGGAGAAGUACUUCCCACGUUCAUGACUUUCGAGGCCAGUAGUCAGGAGCAGGAUGAGGACAUGAGUUAUGAGGACAAUGCCAAUGUUGGUCCCUAUAAGGAUAAGGGGGUGUUCGUGGUGUCUAGCGGUGGUGAAAGGAGCAUCCCGGUCCUGCUGAGCCAUGAGGCCCUAGUGGAUCUUCUCCAGGAGGAGUCAGAGGAAGAAGAGGUACAAGAGGAGGAGGAAAAGCAAGGGGAAAAUAAAGAGCCCAAGGAGACUCAGUUAAAAGCAACCCAGUUGAGGGGGGAAGAAGAAGAAGCAGAGGGAGAUUCUGAGAAAAAGGAGAAUGAGGAGGUCUUAGAAGAGGAAGAAGAGGAGGAAAAGUCUAAAGUGGCAGAGAUGAAGGGGGUGGUAGAAGACUCUGAGGUAAAUUUGGAUAAGGAGGAGGAUGUGGAAGGGGUAGAAGGGGUAGGAGAGAAGGAGCCUGAGGAAACACAAUCUGAAGUGGAGAAGGAGAAGAGGGAGGGAGAAGGAGUGGAAGGAGUUUCAGGGAAGGAGGAAGGGGAUGAAGAUAUGGUAGACAAUAAAGAGGGAGAGGCAGAAAAAAAGGACAAGGUGGAAAAGAUUGAGGUGAUGGAGGACAAGGAGGAGGAGGCAGUUGAGGUGAAAGAGGAGGAGAAAGAGGAGAAACUUGUGGUGGAGCAAAGAGGAGUUGAGGAAGAGGCCAUAGUUGAAGAGACAGAGAGCAGUACUGCGCCCGAGACACCAGCUGAUCUGGACUACACUGAUGACAGUGAUGUCACACAGCCCCUGAAGACUGAACUCGAUGAAGGGAAACCCCUUACCAAAGAUGCUAAAAUUGUCUCAAAAGAGAAACAGCCGCCAAAGGCAGAAGAGAAAGAAGAGCAAUUUAGUAAGAAAGAUGAGAUCCCCACUGUGACCGAUGACUAUGAGGCCCAACAAGACAUGCAAGGUGCAGAGGGGACUGAAAGCCAGGAAGAGCAUUACCAGGACAAACUCCUUGAUGGAAACAAGGACCAGGAGAAAGGUUCCAAGGAUGAUUCCAGAGACAAGGGGUUCCAUAUUAAAGAUGCAGAUACAUACAGUGACCUACAGGAAACAAAGAACAGCGUGGAUCUUAAUGGGGCACAUCUCCCCGUAGAAGGUGAAGGAGAGAGUGAGGCGAAGAACAGGAAUGAGAGUGCCAGUCACACCAAAGGCAAAGCCAGGAAGCACAGUAAGAACCACAGGGUAAGGAAACACCCUCCACAAAGGGAUGAGGCACUGCAAGAAGAGGGAGUCCCUGACCACCAGGCAGAAAUUGGUGAGAAGGACUACCACCACACCCCAGACAAUGCUGUUUACAAGCCCAAGAGGAGAAGAGCAGGAAAAUGGGCUACUCUGGUGGGCAUGAACCCAGUCCAGGUCAGGGCAACUGUGGAGCUCUAUCCAAGUGCGAGGCCGUUGAUGGUGGCCAGCUUGUACAGCCCGGAAUCUUCUGCUGCCGAUGCUUGUGAGCAAUUCCGUUGUAAACGUGGAAAGACCUGUUCUCUUAACGAGGAAAAGAAACCUAUGUGUGUGUGUCAAGAGCCUUCUGCCUGUCCACUGAGUAGCAAUGACUUUGAUCAUGUAUGUGGGACUGAUAAUGUCACAUAUGACACAUCGUGUGAGCUUUUUGCCACCAAGUGCAACCUGGAAGGCACCAAGAGAGGCCAUAGACUUCACUUGGACUACACUGGACCCUGCAAAUUCAUAGCACCGUGUAUGAAUGCAGAGUUGGUCCAGUUUCCAUUACGAAUGCGUGACUGGCUGAAAAACGUUUUGCUGCAGCUCUUUGAACAUGACUCCAUGUCCCCUGACUUCCUCACCCCCAAGCAGCGCAUCAGAGUAAAAAAGAUCCAUGAGAGUGAGAGGCGUCUCCAUGCGGGGGAACACCCUAUUGAACUGUUGGCCCAGGACUUUGAAAAAAACUAUAACAUGUACAUCUAUCCUGUGCACUGGCAGUUUGCCCAGAUGGACCAGCACCCUUCUGACAGGUUCCUUUCGCACUCUGAGCUGGCCCCCCUGAGAGUCCCAUUAGUCCCCAUGGAGCAUUGCACAUCUCGUUUUUUCCAGGAGUGUGAUGCUGACGAAGACAAGAUGGUCUCCUUCAGGGAGUGGGGCCACUGCUUUGGCAUUAAGGAUGAGGACAUGGAUGUCAACCUGCUCUUCUAAGUCCGAUCAUUACCUCCAUAAGCAACCGACUAAGUAAAUAACAUGUUCCACUUCAAUCAUGGCAGUACUACAAACCUUAAUAGGCGGUAGAUUGAAUUAUGCUGAUUCAAACUGGGUGUUUGGGACUCUCUGCCAAUGUAGCCUGAUGGAACCAGCUUGAUCGCGUCAUUCCCCAUUCUCUUUAACCUCAUGUUAUGUCACACGUGAAGACAAACUGUUAAAUGCAGCAAUCAGGUUUGUUCCACCUGGCUACUGGUAAGUACAUUACACAAAAAAAGAUGGACCACUGUCUUUUCAUGUUUUCAUUAAUGGAAGUAGAGUUUAUUUUCUUUCAAUCAGACAAUGGUAGAGCAUAUUUGGAUCUAUAAAAAUGUGGAUGUUCUGAGAAAAAAUAUAGUAUGCUGAUAAACAUAAAAGUAGAUUAGGUGAUGAGAAAAAAAUGUAAAAAUAAUUAACAAUGAUAUCAGUGUUAUAAACACAUUCCAAGGGGAGUUAAGUUUACGAGUGCAUUCUGUAGAUGACCGAAUGUAAUAAUGUAUGUAAUAAUUUCUAAAGGAGACAUUUUAGGGCAGUAUAUGUAAUAUAUUCUGAUGUUGACAGAAGUUGUAAGUUGAAUGCUGGGAUCUGUUUGUUUUUUUACUUCUUCUCACAUUUAUUUCACUAACCAUUCUAAU
Molecule: messenger RNA, 3277 nt
Organism: Esox lucius (northern pike)
Lineage: Eukaryota; Metazoa; Chordata; Actinopteri; Esociformes; Esocidae
Gene: sparcl1
Product: SPARC-like 1
Exons: 11
Coding region: 267-2603 (778 amino acids)
Biological process (GO): anatomical structure development
Molecular function (GO): extracellular matrix binding; collagen binding; calcium ion binding
Source: RefSeq, a predicted model, not a curated record